Molecule: messenger RNA, 1483 nt
Organism: Trichechus manatus latirostris (Florida manatee)
Lineage: Eukaryota; Metazoa; Chordata; Mammalia; Sirenia; Trichechidae
Gene: KLF15
Product: KLF transcription factor 15
Exons: 3
Coding region: 143-1381 (412 amino acids)
Biological process (GO): regulation of transcription by RNA polymerase II
Molecular function (GO): RNA polymerase II cis-regulatory region sequence-specific DNA binding; DNA-binding transcription factor activity, RNA polymerase II-specific
Source: RefSeq, a predicted model, not a curated record
GCCCGCUGCCGUCGCCGGACCAGGAGGCCGAGCCGCUGCGCUCACCCAGCCCAGCCCGGCCGGGGCUGCGGGACAGCCGGGGGCCUGGCCGCCCGCCGGGCGUGCGGGAAGUUCAGCCACCACCCGGCACGGCCAGGCCAGCAUGGUGGACCACUUGCUUCCAGUGGACGAGAACUUCUCGUCGCCAAAAUGCCCAGCCGGUUAUCUGGGUGAUCGGCUGGCCGGCCGGCGGGCGUACCACAUGUUGCCCUCACCACUCUCGGAAGACGACAGCGACUCCUCCAGCUUUUGCUCCUGUGCCAGCCCCGACUCACAAACCCUCUGUUCCUGCUACAGUGGCAAUGUGGGCACCAAGGGUCAGGACAGCAUCUUGGACUUCCUGCUGUCCCGGGCCACACUGGGUGGCAGCGGCAGCAUAGGGGUCAGUAGUGGCCCCAUGGCUUGGGGGUCCUGGCGGAAGGCACCAGCACCUGUGAAGGGGGAGCAUUUCUGCUUCUCUGAGUUUUCUGCCGGUGACCCUGAUGAUGUCCUGAGGCCCUUCCAGCCCACCCUUGAGGAGAUAGAAGAGUUCCUGGAGGAGAACAUGGAGCCGGGAGUCAAGGAGGCACCAGACGGCAGCAGCAAGGACUUUGAGGCCUGUGGCCAGCUCUCAGCUGGGCCACCCAGAAGUCACCUGCAUCCUGGGUCUGGUGACAAGGAGCGCUGUACCCCCCCGCCUGGUGGCCCCGGCACCAGCAGUGCCCACAGCCCAGGUGGGGGGCCAGUAUCUGAGGGCCCCAUCCCGGUGCUGCUACAGAUCCAGCCAUUGCCGGUCAAGCAGGAGGCCGGCACAGAGCCAGCCUCCCCUGGGCAGCCCCCAGAGAGCGUCAAGGUGGCCCAGCUCCUGGUCAACAUCCAGGGGCAGACCUUCGCGCUUGUGCCCCAGGUGGUGCCCUCCUCCAAUUUGAACCUUCCCUCCAAGUUUGUACGCAUUGCCCCUGUGCCAAUCGCUGCCAAGCCCAUUGGGUCGGGACCACUGGGACCAGGCCCUGCCGGCCUCCUUGUGGGCCAGAAGUUCUCCAAGAAUCCUUCGGCAGAACUCAUCAAGAUGCACAAAUGCACUUUCCCUGGCUGCAGCAAGAUGUACACCAAAAGCAGCCACCUCAAGGCCCACCUACGCCGGCACACGGGCGAGAAGCCCUUUGCCUGCACCUGGCCGGGCUGCGGCUGGAGGUUCUCGCGGUCUGACGAGUUGUCGCGGCACCGGCGCUCGCACUCGGGCGUGAAGCCGUACCAGUGCCCCGUGUGCGAGAAGAAGUUUGCCCGCAGCGAUCACCUCUCCAAGCACAUCAAAGUGCACCGCUUCCCGCGCAGCAGCCGCGCCGGGCGCGCGGCGAACUGAGCCGCCCGCGCCCCAGCCCCGCGCCCACCCGGGUGUUUUAUAGCAAUAAUUUAUUUGUCUCCUUCCGAGAGACGUGACAGCAUCAUCACCCCCUUGUCGAAG